UCACCCUUCAAAACCACCCCCCCACCUCUUCACACUCUUCAACUCUUUCUCAAACUCUCUCCCUCUCUCUCUCCCUCUUUCUCUCUCUGCAAUGGCUUCCACUGAAGCUUCCGUCGCCCCAACCCCGUUGCUGAAGGAUGAACUUGACAUUGUGAUCCCCACCAUCAGGAACCUGGACUUCCUUGAGAUGUGGAGGCCAUUCUUCCAGCCUUACCACCUCAUCAUCGUCCAAGAUGGUGACCCUUCAAAGACCAUCAACGUCCCUGAAGGCUUCGACUACGAGCUCUACAACCGCAACGACAUCAACAGGAUUCUGGGUCCCAAGGCCUCCUGCAUUUCAUUCAAGGACUCUGCUUGCCGCUGCUUUGGCUACAUGGUCUCCAAGAAGAAGUAUAUCUUCACAAUUGACGAUGACUGCUUUGUUGCCAAAGACCCAUCUGGAAAAGCAAUCAAUGCACUUGAGCAGCACAUCAAGAACAUCCUCUCCCCAUCCACCCCUCAUUUUUUCAAUACCCUGUAUGACCCUUACCGUGAAGGUGCUGACUUUGUUCGUGGAUACCCUUUUAGUCUACGUGAAGGUGCCAAAACUGCUGUUUCUCAUGGCCUCUGGCUCAACAUACCAGAUUAUGAUGCACCUACACAGCUUGUGAAGCCUCGCGAGAGGAACACUAGGUAUGUGGAUGCCGUUAUGACAAUUCCAAAGGGCACCUUGUUCCCCAUGUGUGGAAUGAAUUUAACAUUCGACCGUGAGCUUAUCGGUCCUGCAAUGUAUUUUGGUCUCAUGGGUGACGGUCAGCCUAUUGGACGUUACGACGAUAUGUGGGCAGGCUGGUGCAUGAAGGUGAUAUGUGACCAUUUGGGAUUGGGAGUCAAGACAGGGCUGCCGUACAUCUGGCACAGCAAAGCGAGCAACCCAUUCGUGAACCUGAAGAAGGAAUACAAAGGCAUCUUCUGGCAGGAGGAGAUCAUCCCAUUCUUCCAAUCAGCUGUUCUUCCAAAAGACUGCACCUCUGUUCAGAAGUGCUACCUUGAACUGUCCAAGCAGGUUAAGGAAAAGCUUGCUAAGGUCGACCCCUACUUCGACAAGCUGGCGGAUGCCAUGGUCACAUGGAUUGAAGCUUGGGAUGAGCUAAACCCGGCUGGAGCUGGAGCUUCUGCUCCACUGCCCAAUGGCCAAAAGGCCUAAUUGCAAUUUUGAUAGAGAGCCAAUGCCAUCCAUUAUCUUACUAUAGUUUUUGCGAACUGUCGGUAGUUUUAGUCGUUGUGAUGUUUAAUUAUCGUAUCUCUGGCCCAUUUGGUUACCUCUUGGAUUUGCAGAUUGGCGGGUGUAAUUUUAUUUAUUGACUUCAUGCUAUGUUAUCCCAAUGAGCUUAGAGCAAUAAAAUACUCCAUUUGAUUUA
Molecule: messenger RNA, 1400 nt
Organism: Corylus avellana
Lineage: Eukaryota; Viridiplantae; Streptophyta; Magnoliopsida; Fagales; Betulaceae
Gene: RGP1
Product: reversibly glycosylated polypeptide 1
Biological process (GO): plant-type cell wall organization or biogenesis; UDP-L-arabinose metabolic process
Cellular component (GO): cytosol; plant-type cell wall; Golgi apparatus
Molecular function (GO): UDP-arabinopyranose mutase activity
Source: RefSeq, a predicted model, not a curated record